Molecule: messenger RNA, 519 nt
Organism: Phalaenopsis equestris
Lineage: Eukaryota; Viridiplantae; Streptophyta; Magnoliopsida; Asparagales; Orchidaceae
Product: RING-H2 finger protein ATL64-like
Exons: 1
Coding region: 1-519 (172 amino acids)
Biological process (GO): protein ubiquitination
Source: RefSeq, a predicted model, not a curated record
AUGGCAAGCUCGCCGGAGCUGAACAGCGGCGACGAACCCCUCACUCUAUCAACCCUUUUUCCCAUCAAAAUCGUUCUCCCGGCCGUCGUCGUCCUCUCCGCCCUGUUCGUCAUCAUCCUAUUCGUCUACUUCCGCGUCAAGAAUCAAAUGGAUUCGCAUUCCUCCUCCCGCUCGGCGCUGGAUUCCGACGUCCUCAAGACGCUCCCCAUCACAGUCUUCAGCUCCGCCAACUCGGAUUGUGCCAUCUGCCUCGCGGAGCUCGCGGAGAACGAAUUGGGUCGUGUUCUUUGGGGAUGCAACCAUGCUUUUCAUCUGGACUGUAUUGACGAAUGGUUUCGAGUGAAUUCAAGCUGUCCCAUAUGCCGCAGCUCCGUUGUUCCGACGGUAAGCUUGGCUAUGGAAGCGGGGAAUAUGGGUGUAAAAAGGGAAACUUUGCCUCGGCCGGGGGCGGCGGCGGUGGAAAGCUCUGUUUUUUGGGGGAGAGCAGAGGAGAUGACGUUGCCGGCUUUGAUUGUUUGA